AAUAAAUACCCUUGUCUCAAGGAACCCGGCUCCUUUGCAGGUUACUAUGGCUGGCAGCAAAGCCUGAAAUACAAGAUGUCAAAUUAUCGCCCCAAACUCCGAGGCUACGGUGUUCCUGAGGUGUUAUGCAAUGUACUGAAAGGCAAGACCCCUGCGGACCAGAAGUCUGCAAAGAAUGUAAAAUAGCCUCGAAAGGCAGAGGUAAACUUCCUUCCUCCUUACCCGGCCGGAGAGGAUGAAAAAAGUCAAGAACAAGAGAUGAUUCAGUUGCUUACUGAAGUAAAGAAAAAGGACAACAACGCAUUGAUAAAAGAAAAAAUGGCCAAAACAUUUGUACACAGACAAAACAAAAUCAUCAACCAGUCACCCAGCAUGGAGGACAUCAAAGCCAGAUGGCCCGCUCUAUUUGAGACACCUCACAUCCAGGAUGACUUUCACAGAAUCACAAUGGUGCAUCUUGAAUCGAAGUUCAUGUCCAAGUUGGAUGAAUAUACUCCUCGGCUUCUGAACCUCUUCCACUCCAAGGGCAGAAGCAUGGGGUUGAGGUUGCAGGCUAUCCUACUCAAGACUCCAAGCAAUCCUAACAUCAACAUGACCAGAGAUGUUGUCAUUCGAUGUUUGAUGGUGUACCUUGGGGAAUCUACAGAUCAACUCUUAAAAGAGUAUGAUGAUGCUGAUGAAGACAGUGUGUCGCAGGACCUUGCUGUUCAAAGCUUGAAGAUCUACAAUAUCAAAGCUAAUACGUCAGAGGAUCCAGAUGACAUCUGUAUCGUGGUGGAGGGCGUGAAAGUUCUGACUGCUCUGGGUAACUUUCCAAGGGCUUGCUCCCUGCUCUUUGGGUUGAUGUAUGCUGUGAAUCUUGCCUAUCCAAAGGAGCUCAGGUACUCGUUUGAAGUGUUUCAGAAACUUCUCCUCGAGCUGGAUAGUUCAAAACUCUCCCCAAAAGUGAACAGCCUCAGGACUAAGCUACUGGCUUAAGAAAUGGGACCCUUGCUAAUCAAAAGGGAAUUGACAAGUCACUGUCAAAACUGACACACAAGACUUUGUGAAAUGCUUGCGUUUCAGUGAAGUUAGUUAACAUUAAGGCAAUAUCAGUCAAAUUUGGAUUUCUGCAUGUGUAUUUUUUUUUUUCUUGCAGUACAUUACAAGUGUUAAUAUGUUGAAUUUUUCUGUUAUUGCACUACAAUGUUGUUAAAUGCUUCCAUGCCAUUGGAUGGAACCACCCAUUCAAGAACCACCCUUUCUAAGGACAGACCCAUUUGUUACAUUGCUUUGCAUCUGUUCAGGUUGAGGUACAUACCUGUCUGUCACAUGACCCUUGUGUAGCUGUGACAUUUUGUGGACGGUCCAUGCAGGCUUCACCACUGAAGGGUGAUGAUCUCCAGGCUGCACAACUUUGGUGUGUUGUAAUAUAUCAUUUGCACUAUAUAUAUAAUCUGUUUUUUGUUGAGUUCUGUCUUUCAACUUACUGUUAGAAUAGGAAAAUAAGUGUCACAGAGUCAAGGUCCCCAAUACAGUGACAUGAUGUAGCAUAAAAAUACAACAAAAGAAAAUAUAAGUGUUCAUGCCACAUGGGUCUCUCCCAUCUCUCACAUUUUGUCAUGUAGAAUGGCUGAGGUGUUUUCCCCAGUUAACCUUUACAUUCAUACCUGUUCUGUCCUCUUUAUGCCCUUUAAACAUAAAGUGUACUUUUAUAUGAUUGAUAGAAAAUUGUUGAAGCAGGCUUAACUGAGUCCCAGUUAAUUGUUGUUCAUGUGAUGGUUCUAAAAAAUCAUAUUAACCAUACUUUGAGCGGAGUGGCAUCAUGUUUUUGACUUGAUACUGAUAUAUAUAUAG
Molecule: messenger RNA, 1836 nt
Organism: Epinephelus lanceolatus (giant grouper)
Lineage: Eukaryota; Metazoa; Chordata; Actinopteri; Perciformes; Serranidae
Source: RefSeq, a predicted model, not a curated record